CAACCCGGGGAGUUUAAGCUGAAGUUUGUUUUUGCAUUUCUCAGACUGGAUUAUCACUUGGCACCACUUUUGCGCACAACUCUACAGUGUGUUUUAUUUUGAAGCGCGCUGAAUAAGUCCCCACUCUUGAGUUUGAGUUUACGGAGGCUGCAGCAGAACUUUCCCUGGAGUCUUCCCUAGGUCCGUAUUCACUUCUAAUCACAUCAGAGGUCGUCAAGUUACGCACGGACACGGAGCGCAGUCACGUAGCUCCAAACCCGGGUAACUUGGAUCUUACCACUCAGCAUCUUUGGCAACUCUGGGGAGAACUUGUGUUGAACUUGUGCUGACUUCAGUGAUUAUUACACCUCGUUGUGCAUCUGCGUGGAGAGAGAGCGCGCGAAAUGAAUGUGGGUUUGCUGAUCGGGACUGCGGUGGCGCUCUUUCUGCUCCUCACACCUGCGCAGAGUCUACCCUCGCCAAGCAUUAACACCACACAACAAGUGCUGAUGUUUCAGGAGGUGUGGGGGCGGAGCUUCUGUCGAACCAUAGAGAAGUUAGUGGAGGUAGUACACGAGUACCCGUCAGAGGUGGAGUACAUCUACAGCCCGGCCUGCGUGCCUCUGGUCAGGUGCUCCGGCUGCUGUGGAGAUGAGAACCUGGAGUGCCACCCCACCCACACCUCCAACGUCACAAUGCAGCUGUUGAAAAUAAGACCAUCCCACCCAGGUCAAGAAUAUGUUGAGAUGAUGUUUGUGGAGCAUCAGACAUGUGAAUGUAGAACCAGGAAGCCGGAGGUGAAAGUACAAAGGAAAAGGCAGCGAGGAAAAGGACGAAAGAGAAAAGAAAGGCAGAAAAACAAAGAAUGCGAGAGAUGCCAGGUUCCACGUAGGUAACUACAGUGCCUGUCAUGACCCCCCUGUGGGCGCAGACUUCCAGCCCGGUGACUGAUGAAAGGGUGUCCCAUGCCAGGGCUCAGUGGGGCUCUGCUCAAGGGCCCUCCUGCUGCGGGCCGGCCUCUGUUAUGUUCUGGGGCUGGGACAGUGGAACACAGCGUAACACACCUGAAAUGAUGGACUUCUAUGGGAGCCAGUGCAAUUCUGAACCAAAAGGACUGAAGCCUUGUUUUUUUUAUAUUAGUCAUUUAUUGUAAAUUGUUGUUUUUAUUUAAAGGCUUGUUAACUGUAUUUAUUGAAGGAUGUAAAUAUGUGGACCAGUAGGCUACGCAUUAGUUUAUUUUAUUUUGCCCAAAACCAAGUCAAUAACUGACUGAUAAUGUCAUAGCCCACUGUUGUUAAGUUCGGUAAUGAAAUGUCUCCCUCUAGUGUUGAAUGUUUCCAAUAUGAUGGAACAGUAAUGGGUUAUAAAUGCAAAAUUAAACCAAAUAUGAAUACUGAAUAAUUUGUGCUUAUAGCUUAAUUUGAGUGUUUUUGUGCUUAGUCUGUUGUAUCCUAUACACAAUCACAUCACUGUACAAGCACACUUGUGAGUCAUUUCUGGUCCUUUCUG
Molecule: messenger RNA, 1488 nt
Organism: Boleophthalmus pectinirostris (great blue-spotted mudskipper)
Lineage: Eukaryota; Metazoa; Chordata; Actinopteri; Gobiiformes; Gobiidae
Gene: pgfb
Product: placental growth factor b
Exons: 7
Coding region: 384-875 (163 amino acids)
Biological process (GO): sprouting angiogenesis; positive regulation of mast cell chemotaxis; vascular endothelial growth factor signaling pathway
Cellular component (GO): membrane
Molecular function (GO): growth factor activity; chemoattractant activity; vascular endothelial growth factor receptor binding
Source: RefSeq, a predicted model, not a curated record